This is a messenger RNA of Eimeria necatrix, 1098 nucleotides long. RefSeq lists its product as hypothetical. The record is from RefSeq and is a predicted model, not a curated record. NCBI's taxonomy places the organism in Eukaryota, Apicomplexa, Conoidasida, Eucoccidiorida, Eimeriidae. The coding region runs from base 1 to 1098 and encodes 365 amino acids. The transcript has a single exon.
AUGGAACUCGCAGUGUCUGCAGGGCCCACUCCGCGACAGAGCGAUGACGGCGGUACUUUUGUGGUUAAUUCACUUUUAGCCUCUUCACGUAAACCAUAUGUAGAGGUCCAUAACGGGUCGCUCCGCAGGAGGGCUAUAUCCGCAACGGCUAUUGGCGCAAUUCUUGCUUCAUUGGUCACCAUACUUUUGACUGUUGCCACAUGCCUAUAUCCGAUGAUAAAAGAGACAUCAAUGGGAGCACCACAACGUCGACUAGCAGGCAGGAAUUGGUGGCGAGAGCGUAGUGGCGUGCCCAGUUGGCUAUUAUGCGACGAGGUGCUGAGCUCUGAUGAGGAGAGUUCUGAAGGACCUCCACCUCCUGGAGGCACAGCACCUCGGAAACGAGCUCGCCAAGGAUUAGAGGUUGGUACGGGAGGAAGUCUUCUUGAAGAUGAUGGACUCGAAACGAAAAGAUUCCGACCCAUACAACCGGAUUCGACAUCGAGUCCGCAGGGCAGCCCCCUUACGGAAUCUGGCCAAGAUUUAACAUCAGAAGGUCCUGAAGAACCUUUCACGCUAUUUUUGGAAGAAAGUUUCUCCGGAGAUGAGGGUCACAGCGGUACGCAACAGCCCAGUCCGCAGCCGCCCGAUACAGUUGAUGACUCCGUGGAGACAGCAGCUGAUCAAACAGGAGGAGCUGACUGCUCCAAAGGUUCCGAAUCAUCUGGGAAAGGCGGCUCCGGAAGUGGUGGCAGCGUUAGUCCACAGGAGGAAGUGAGCCCGCCCAGUCCAAGUGCGCUGCCCGUGGAGGGCACCGUACAGCCUUCAGAUGGUUCUGAGAAGCACAGCAGUACGCAACAGCCCAGUCCACAACCGCCCGAAACAGUAAACAAUUCCGUGAAGACAGGACCUGAUCAAACACAAGGAGGGGCUGAAUGCGCCGAAGAUUCCGACUCAUCUAGUAAAGACGGCUCCGGAGGUGGUGGUAGCGUGAGUCCACAGAAGGAAGUGAGCUCGCCCAGUUCAAGUGCGCGGCCUGUGGAGCGCACCGCAGAGGGUGGAGAUGGUUCUGCAAAGUCUCGUACUGGAAAGCCACCGAAGCACCAGUCUGCCGGUUAA